AUGCCUGCUGCUUCGACGCAGAGGCCAGCCAAUGCUGCUGGUCUGACCAAUAUCCUGAAUCAAGAUGAGCCACCUGCCCAAAGUGCGCCGCCUCCUCAGCUGCGAGACUCAGGCUUCUACUCUACCGCAGAGACUUCUAGCAAGCAUACCUCUGGUGCCUCGUUCAACGCCGCCGACCUGAGCCCUGCCGCAUCUGGAUAUCAGUCUUCUGCCGCCGACAAGACGCCAUCGCCAAUUGCCGCCCACAUUGUCCCGCACCCGCAGCUGUCGCCCGCCUCUGCCGCCAACAUGAGCGUCGCGGCCAUGGUAUCGCCAUCCUCAUCUGCCGGCAUGGACCGCCGCUUUGAGCGCCCCGGCUCCCACGAGUUCCCAGGCCACCUAGGCGACGGCCUCGGUCCUGCAUCCAAUGUGCGCCGCGAGAGCGUCGACAGCAGAAUCAACCAAGGCCUGAGCGAUAUGCGCCUGGGCGGAUCUCCCUACACCAGCAACAACCAGUCGACAAGCUCCAUCCAGAGCACCCUCCACAAUCAGCGCAAUCCCCGCGCGGGCAUGGACAGCUAUGCCGCUCAUAGAAUAUCCAAUGGCUACCAGCCCAGCAACGACCGCAACCCAGACAGCAAGACGGUCCGCACCGCCCCGGCCAUCACAGGCCCUGCCACCAGCAACAUUGCCCGCGCUGCCGAGCCUACCAAGGGUCAAGCCUGGGCUUUCCCCGAGGAGGAGAUCCAGCGUGUCAGCCACUAUGACGACUCGAGAAGAAGCAGCGUUACCGACUCCAUUGCAAGCAGCCAGUUCACAACCGAGUCGCGUUUGCCUACCGGCCAGCGCCGACUGGAGGACAGUAGUGAAUUCGCUCGCUUGUCUGGGCACUCGUCAGAAUUCCCAUCCGUUCACCACCACACCAUGCAGCACAAGCAGCUCAGCGAUCUGCAGGCCGAAGAAGGCGCUGGUGGCCCUGGAGCUCAACCGUAUAGCCGCACACCGGAGCUGCGUGUCAGCCACAAGCUGGCCGAGCGCAAGCGCCGCACCGAGAUGAAGGAGCUAUUCGACCAGCUGAGAGAUUUGAUGCCCCAGGAGCGUGGGUCAAAGGCAUCCAAGUGGGAGAUUUUGACCAAAGCCAUAACCGAGUACCAAAGACAGACUGAUCACGUUCGCAUCCUUCAGCAACACUACAACUCUGCCGUGUCGGACAAUGAAAUUCUUCGACGUGAGCUUCAGGGUGUGAAGAUGGAGCUCGCGCAGGCUCGUGGUGAGACGGGCGCACCCCCGCCUUCUCAAUCGCAGAGUCACGCAGCUCCCGCGCAUCCGUUUCCGCCAGAGCACUACCCAGCGAGCUCGAGCGGAACCGAGCUUCCUCCGCUGCGGUCCAUCAACAACGGCAUGUCCAACGGCCCUGACUCGAUGACUGGUGUCCAGUACGAGGCUCCCAGGCCCAAUGGCUACCGCAACGAGCGUUACUAG
Molecule: messenger RNA, 1461 nt
Organism: Akanthomyces muscarius
Lineage: Eukaryota; Fungi; Ascomycota; Sordariomycetes; Hypocreales; Cordycipitaceae
Exons: 3
Coding region: 1-1461 (486 amino acids)
Biological process (GO): positive regulation of transcription by RNA polymerase II
Cellular component (GO): RNA polymerase II transcription regulator complex
Molecular function (GO): DNA-binding transcription factor activity; protein dimerization activity
Source: RefSeq, a predicted model, not a curated record